This is a messenger RNA of Guillardia theta CCMP2712, 1668 nucleotides long. RefSeq lists its product as hypothetical. The transcript has 19 exons. Gene Ontology annotation, biological process: transmembrane transport. Gene Ontology annotation, molecular function: transmembrane transporter activity. Gene Ontology annotation, cellular component: membrane. The record is from RefSeq and is a predicted model, not a curated record. The coding region runs from base 165 to 1532 and encodes 455 amino acids. NCBI's taxonomy places the organism in Eukaryota, Cryptophyceae, Pyrenomonadales, Geminigeraceae.
UAGAACAGGAAACUCCAGGAAAAGAUCACCGAGGGUAUUUCUUUUCUAUUUGCUCGUCAACUUCGAUCGAAUCAUUGGUAUCUUGGCCCUGUGCGAUCUGAAUCCUUCUUCGCACAGGGCACCAAUUGGACAUAUAUCUUUUUAUUACUCGGAUCAAAGCCAAAAUGACCAUAACAGCAGCCGAAUACUCCCUGUAUCUAUUCUUCUUUAGCUGGUGCUGGCUUUCAGUUGCUGUCAGUGCUUUCACGGAUGUGUUUGUGUUCGCAAAAGAAAGAAGAGACAUUCUGACGGCUACUGAAGAAUUCCGGUUAAACCCUUCAACAAGGGCGGCAGUGUACAGCUCAUUUUAUCUGGGUUGGUUGUUCGGGGACCCAUUCUUCGGAUGGAUAGCUGACAAAUGGGGAAGGCAUCCUUCUGUCUACAUUGCAACAGCGCUUGGCCUUAUUUUUCAAGCAUCAUGUGCGUUGGCUGUCGGUCCAUAUUCUUUGUUCUCCCUGCGCCUUUUUGCAGGAGUUUGCAUGGGCGGUGCAGAUUUGGUUGCUUAUGUACACUGUAUCGAACUUUCAGGAGUGCAACAGCGAGCAACGAGCGGAUCAGUGAUGCAGUGUUUCUUUGCCUGCGGCUUGUGCUUAGCAGCAUCUUUUGCUGUAGUAUUCCCAGAUUGGCGCCAACUGUAUUUCGUUGCAGCUCUGCCCACAGCACUUUUCAUAAUUUCAUGGUGGUGGAUUCCGGAAUCACCCAAAUGGCUAGCAAAUCAAUUGAGGAGUGGGAAACUGAAGGGCGGAGAAAAGUUGCAACAUUCUAAAGCUGAGACUGCUGAUCAGCACAGAGCUUUGCUUCAUGUUACGGAGGAAGCUGGACAAGUUGUUGGUGAUGGUGGUAGUGAGGAUGAGAAGGGACACAGAAAUCAAACAGAAAACGGGGACAAAGAGUUCACGUACAGCAUGCUUUUGAAGGAUUCGGAUACAAGUCAGCUGCUCAUGACUGUAUGUGUAGUCUGGCUUAUUGGAGGAUUUGUGUAUUAUGGAAUUACUCUGAGUGCCGGGAGCAUUUCUAAGGAGAUACACUUGAACAUGUUCCUUAUGGGCCUGGUUGAAAUUCCUGCCUACGUGCUUUCGAGGUACCUCGCGGACACAGCGGGAAGAAAAUCUUCUUAUAUCAGUCUUACGCUCUUGGCUGCAUUCUUCUGUCUGGUUUCCUGGUCGUAUCCCCGAAAAGGAGGGAGAUUACUAUUUGCGCUUGUUGGGAAGAUCUUUGCUUCUGGCGCUUUUUCAUUGGUGUGGAUGUGGUCGCCUGAGAUUUUUCCGACAGGUGCAAGGUCCUUAACGACUGCGAUUGGGAGCCAAGCAGCACGUGUUGGGUCCAUCCUCGCACCAUACGUUGUUGUUCUCAUGUCUGAAAUGGAGAGCACAGUCGACGGCUCAGGAGUGAGUCAUCCACCUCUGCCCCAACCGAUAUUUGCUGCCGUUGGCUGCAUCAGUGCGCUGGUUGCAUGCUUCCUUCCCGAAACAGUCGGGGUGGAAAUGAUAUAAACAUUCAGUCUCCAAGAAUUGGCCAGCCUUACUUGGAGUCAAACUCAACGGCGUACUCGCAGCGGGAGAUCACUUAGUUCAAUCAUUAUGUUGUCAGGAAAGGGCUUUUCGGCGGUGGCGCACAGUCGCUUCAGUG